Molecule: messenger RNA, 1788 nt
Organism: Trematomus bernacchii (emerald rockcod)
Lineage: Eukaryota; Metazoa; Chordata; Actinopteri; Perciformes; Nototheniidae
Product: myosin-11-like
Exons: 22
Coding region: 8-1735 (575 amino acids)
Molecular function (GO): protein binding
Source: RefSeq, a predicted model, not a curated record
UUUCAGAAUGAGGAGAGCUGCAGUUUGUCUGGCGUUGCUGCUCUGUCUGCUCUGGACGGGGGCUCAGGGUGAGGAUGGAGGGGGGACAGGGAAGAAAGAGGGGGAGUUUGAUAUCCAAGAAGAGAAAGCAGCCCACGAUCAGAGCAGCAGUGAGACCCAGAUGAGCACUGACGUCUGGGCUGAGCUGAAGGAGAUCAGAGACAUGGCCAUCGAACACAGGAUCAAGAUCCAGAGGCUGGAGCAAGACAACACAGCUUUUGAAAAAGAGGUGGGGGAGCUCCAGAAAGAGAACACAGAUCUUCAGGCUCGAGUCACAGCAAGUGAGAAUAAGAGCUCAGCUCUAGAGGCCAACAUGAGCUUCAGUGAAAAUGAAGUGCAGGAGCUGAAGAUAGACACUGCAGUUUUAGAGUCCAGGAUGAGCUCCAGUGAAAAGGAGGUGCAGGAGCUCCAGAGAGUGAACGCGGCUUUAGAGGCAAGGAUGAGCUCUAGUGAAAAGGAGGUGGAGGAGGUAAAGAGAGUGAACGCAGAUCUUCUGGCUCGAGUCACAGCAAGUGAGAAUAACAGCACAGUUUUAGAGUCCAGGAUGAGUUCCAGUGAAAAGGAGGUGCAGGAGCUCCAGAGAGUGAACGCAGCUUUAGAGGCAAGGAUGAGCUCUAGUGAAAAGGAGGUGGAGGAGGUAAAGAGAGUGAACGCAGAUCUUCUGGCUCGAGUCACAGCAAGUGAGAAUAAGAGCACAGUUUUAGAGUCCAGGAUGAGUUCCAGUGAAAAGGAGGUGCAGGAGCUCCAGAGAGUGAACGCGGUUUCAGCUUUAGAGGCAAGGAUGAGCUCUAGUGAAAAGGAGGUGGAGGAGGUAAAGAGAGUGAACGCAGAUCUUCUGGCUCGAGUCACAGCAAGUGAGAAUAAGAGCACAGUUUUAGAGUCCAGGAUGAGUUCCAGUGAAAAGGAGGUGCAGGAGCUCCAGAGAGUGAACGCGGUUUCAGCUUUAGAGGCAAGGAUGAGCUCUAGUGAAAAGGAGGUGGAGGAGGUAAAGAGAGUGAACGCAGAUCUUCUGGCUCGAGUCACAGCAAGUGAGAAUAAGAGCACAGUUUUAGAGGCCAGGAUGAGUUCCAGUGAAAAGGAGGUGCAGGAGCUCCAGAGAGUGAACGCGGUUUCAGCUUUAGAGGCAAGGAUGAGCUCUAGUGAAAAGGAGGUGGAGGAGGUAAAGAGAGUGAACGCAGAUCUUCUGGCUCGAGUCACAGCAAGUGAGAUUAAGAGCACAGCUUUAGAGUCCAGGAUGAGCUCCAGUGAAAAGGAGGUGGAGGAGCUCCAGAGAGAGAACACAGACCGUCCUCAGGUGGCGUUCUCAGCCGGUCUAACUGGUUCAGGAGUAGUCGGACCCUUCACCACUGAUACCACACUGAAGUACAGUAAAGUCUUCACCAAUAUCGGCCAGGCCUACAGCCCAACUACAGGUAUCUUCACAGCCCCCAUCAAAGGAGUCUACUACUUCAGCUUCAACAUGUGGGGAAGCCGCUUUGUAUCAGAUACCGCUCUUGAAUUCGCUCUCAACAACGUGAUGAAGAUGAGGCUUCAAGAUUACAAUGAUGCCUAUGGCUAUGUCUCUGCGGCUAACUCAAUUGUUCUUCAGCUGGAGAAGGGAGAUGUUGCCAACAUCGUUCUGCCCUCCAGCUACAACGUUUAUGGUGAUUUGUAUAAUCGCAUGAUUUUCAGUGGAUUUCUACUCAUUCCUCUGUGAAGCCCACUGUAAAACACCCACUGCAUUAAGUUUCAACAUUACAUAUUAAUAAA